Dracunculus medinensis (Guinea worm) is the source of this 537-nucleotide messenger RNA. Lineage: Eukaryota; Metazoa; Nematoda; Chromadorea; Rhabditida; Dracunculidae. The record is from the annotation of a GenBank genome assembly.
AUGUCAAAUAUUGGAAGUCGCCGAAAAAAUCCAUUAAAUUUAAGUUUGCCGGCGACAGUCAAAGAAAACGAUGUAACGAAAAGUAAUGAAGAAGAAGAAUUAGGUGGAAGCAACGUAAGGACAUUCUCACUUGAGGAACAAAUCAAGCAAAUGACAUUGACCGAACCACAAAAACGUCGAAUGCAAGAAUUUAUGCAAGAAAAAAAACAGAUACCUAUAAAUGAACUGAGUGAAGAUAUGCUGGAAAAGAUUUGUGAAUUAGGUCAUGGUAAUGGUGGUGUUGUUAGCAAAGUUAUGCAUAAGCCAAGUAAGAUUGUCAUGGCGAGAAAACUUGUGCACUUAGAAGUGAAACCAUCUGUACGAUCUCAAAUUCUAAAAGAAUUGGAUGUAUUAAACAAAUGUAAUAGUCCUUAUAUUGUUGGCUUUUAUGGUGCUUUUACUGACAAUAAUGAUAUAUCUAUUUGUAUGGAAUUUAUGGAUGGUUUAUCCCUUGAUGUUAUUUUAAAAAAGGUAUUCAAUUGUUUUAAGAAAUAUUGA